AUGGAGUCCAAGGAGGCGCUCACCUGGGCGGGGCUGGCUGUAUCCGGUGCCCACCUGGCCUCUGCCGGGCCGCCCGGGAUCCCUGCCUUCCACCAGGCCUUUGUGCGCUCACCCCGUGGAGCACAAAGGCCCCACCGCUGCCAGCCUGCCCCUCCCCCACUCUUCCCGGGGUCCCACCUGGAAGCGCCCGGCAGAGCCCGCCCCACCGGUGUAAAGUCGGGCAUCUGGGCAGCAAACAUCUGGCCUCGGAGCUGUCCUCCGCGCCUUGGCUGCCCCAGGUAUGCAGAGGGCUCUAGGUCAAAGCGGGCGUUUUUGCGGGUAGAGACACCGCGGCGGCUGGGCCUGCUGGAGAGGCAGAUUUUCAGGUGGCCCGGACAGGUGAAGGCGGAGAAGAGUGUCUGUGCAGCUGGGGAAGCAUCCCGAAAACAUUACACACAGUGGACCACGCUUUGCCCUCAGAGUGACUGCUCUGUCCCGGAAGGAGAGGUCAACGACCCCUGAGGACGCAAAGCGUUUCUUAGUUUGUUCUGUGCAGUCACAUUGCUUCCAGACCCAGAACAUUCAGCUCUUGAAGUCUGCACAGGAGAAUUGAUAGAAUCUGCUCCUUUCGAUGGAAUCUGUGACUCUUUGGGAAGGAUGUGCAUGGAGAAGGGUCUGAUGAGGCUCCUGAUCCAGGCGGUCCAUGUGUGUUCAGUGUGUUCUGACCCUAGGCACCUCUGUCUAUUGCUCAGUCUUGCGUACAUAGUCCAUAGCUUGGCAUCAGCACAAACUGAUGCUUAGUGAGCACAAUUAAGAAAUCAAACUGUGGAAAAUUAAGGACAGUAACAAAAGUAUCAUCAACAAAAAUCAAGGAUCAUUUUCCUUUUUGAAACAAGAAAAGCGCAUCAUAGAAACAAAGAUUCUGUACAAUAUUCUAACAUUAUAUGUACAUAAAAUUAUAUUACUAAUAAC
Messenger RNA from Piliocolobus tephrosceles (Ugandan red Colobus), 951 nucleotides. RefSeq lists its product as uncharacterized. The coding region runs from base 1 to 501 and encodes 166 amino acids. The transcript is spliced from 5 exons. The record is from RefSeq and is a predicted model, not a curated record. Lineage: Eukaryota; Metazoa; Chordata; Mammalia; Primates; Cercopithecidae.